CGGUUACUAUACACAGUGCGAUACUUCUUUCGACAAGCUGCCCCAAGCACUCAAUACAAUAUGCUCUCAUGGAGGCUCUCCUCCACGCUUGGACGUUCGGAACACAGGCUCUCAGGACGGGCACCCAAUAAUUUGUGAAUGCAUGGUUCAGGCUAUCUUGGACCAAAAGUAUACCGCAGAUGUGUCGAGCACGAGUUGCAACAUAGUCGAUGUGAAGACGAGGUGGGAGGAGAACUGGAAGACGCAACAUCAUGGGAAGCUUUCUUUGGAAGUACGUGGGAACCCGGGAAACAAGACGAACUGCGCUGAUGACGAUGAUAAGGAUGUUGACAGCUGAAACUGUUCGAGAUGACUGGUAGACGUACUAGACGAUAGUAACCACUUUGAGAUUGAUGAUGCUCGCUAUGUAGAGAAGGGGCAUUAUGCGCGUAUUAUUGCAAGCGUAAUCGGUCUCGCACAGCCAUGCAACAAGCUCAUCCAGCUGAUCUUGAGGCUCAACUGCAUAGAUAGCUUCCUGCAUCAGGCAUCUUUCGUUGUUCC
Molecule: messenger RNA, 540 nt
Organism: Protomyces lactucae-debilis
Lineage: Eukaryota; Fungi; Ascomycota; Taphrinomycetes; Taphrinales; Protomycetaceae
Exons: 1
Coding region: 143-337 (64 amino acids)
Source: RefSeq, a predicted model, not a curated record